Molecule: messenger RNA, 3526 nt
Organism: Zeugodacus cucurbitae (melon fly)
Lineage: Eukaryota; Metazoa; Arthropoda; Insecta; Diptera; Tephritidae
Product: transcription factor Sp9
Exons: 5
Coding region: 2195-3496 (433 amino acids)
Biological process (GO): regulation of transcription by RNA polymerase II
Molecular function (GO): RNA polymerase II cis-regulatory region sequence-specific DNA binding; DNA-binding transcription factor activity, RNA polymerase II-specific
Source: RefSeq, a predicted model, not a curated record
AAUCUUUGUUCAUCUUUCUCCGUAAACGGUUUUGCAUUUAAAUCCUUUUGGAAUGCCCAUUGAACAGUUGGUCGUAUUUCUAACCGUAGGUUAUGUCCUUGAUAGAUAGGUACAAAAUUCACGGGGCACUCGAAAGUAAUUAACAGGACUACAAAAAUUUUAACAGUUAUUACAUUUAACGUGAACGUUUUUUGACCUUAGUAACGAAAUCUAGAAGGUAUUUUGUCAGUUAUUUCAUACUUGUUUGUGUCAAUGUGUGAGUUUAUACUCGUAUUAUAUUCUAUGGCGCAUAUUUUGUAGUUUCAGUAAAUUCAUAAUAAUAAAGCAUUUAAUAUGUUAAUAUGUCAACGAAUUUGCCGCCGCUGGCAUUGGAUCAUCCGCGCAUACACCCACGUUGCUAUCUGCCCAUGUUUGUACACAUGUCUGGGUGUUUUCACACAUUUCGGCGCGCCUGCAUUGUGUGAAGAAUCCAGAGUGUCUAUUACAAAGGGUGGGGCGAUAUCGCAAACACAAUUCCACUGGAGUGUCAUACUUAAAACCCCCGUGGCAUAGGUAUUUGGAAUGUCAAAGCUCACAUAGGAAGAUCUAAAAGAUGUUCGAAUAUUAUGCACCACACCUUCGGGUUGUCACAGCCGAACUCAGUUUAUUGAAGGCAACAAUUGCAAAAUUAUUUUAUCAAUUUAUUUCAAAUCUAAAGAGCAUGUUUCGGAAAGUCAUCUGAAUUAUGCAACCAUUAGAUACAAUGAAUUGAUAAUUUCUUAUAAUUUUGACAUGAAAAUUGUAUGAUCGAUCUUUGAACCUCCCUAAUGUGCGCACCACAUCCGAGUUGCAUCCGAAAUUUCUAAAGGCGUAGACACUCGCCACUGGUGUGGCACACUAAAUAGACGUGGUAUGCCGUUGCACAGUCAUGGGUGGUGCCAAUCAAAGCCAAUUGCUCACAAUUGAAAUUCCGAAAAAUGAUAAAAACCCAUCAGCGCACCCAACCUGCAAUAAUACGAGUGCGCGCAAGUGUUAACCACCGAGCCGUGACACGCCGCCAUAAGCUAUGUAUUUCAACCGCCUUUCAAUCAACUGCGAGUACACCGCUAGUUGAGCACUUAAAUCAUCAUCGCGGUAGGUAGUGGGUGCUACCUUCUGCCAUCAACGCAAUGCUACGGACUCCUCCACUGUACUUGCGUACUGUUAUUUCAAUUCACACGCGUACACAUAUGCAUACUCGCAAGCAUAGUGACAGCGGUGGCUAUGUUCUAACAGUACUCAGGCGAUCCAUAUACACAUAUGUACAUACAUAUGUACUUACUAGGGUAUUUAACAAUAGUUAAUGACGGAUAUGCAAUUUUAGUGAUUUGGAAAAUAUGACUUAUGAAAAACAAUGCGAGAAUAUGCAGAAGUGUGAUAUAUAAAUGAUCGAAAACAUAUGAAUAGGAGUGUAUAUAAAGUAAGCAGCAGAGCAAUCGCGUGGCCAGCACUUACAUAGGUGACUGUGUGUACCUAAAUGAAACGUUAUAAAAUACGUCAAUUUCAUAUAUUCAUUUGCGGAUUUCUUGUUCAACGAACACGUUCGAAUCGCGCUGUAAGCGUUCGAGUGGUGCAAACUCUUUCUGCAUCGUAAAUUUUUCGUUUAUGAGCCUUUGAGACGACGACACCGGUCGCUUGAUUAUUGCUCGCAGCACGUCGCGUCACGCACCGUAAGCAUCGCCUGCACCCCUGUGAGGCUUGCGCAUCCCGCCGUCUUGCACAAGCCGCAAGCAUUUGCACAAUGCAUCAAGCGUGCGCCACUGCAUCAAUUGUGCCAGUUUUGCUUGAAUUCCUUAUUGCAGACAUUUGCUAGUAAUAAUUGUGGUUAAGACAAAGCACUACUGGCUAAACAAUAAUACCAAAAACAACAACAUCAACAAUCAACAACAAUACCAACAAUCAUCAACAGGUGUCAUUGCAUUUCUGCGCGGCUCUCUGUCCGCAUAUGUGCGUUUGUGUGCAUGUGUGUGCGUGCACGUUAUAGCAUGGGUCGAUAUAAAGCUUUGCACACACGCACGCACCUGCACUCGCUGAAACGCAUGCGCACACACUCUCGCACUUACCACUCAAAACACCACUCGAAAGCAUUCGCAACAUUGGCGUCAACCACGAGUAAAUAGCUGCGGCAAUAGCGACGCAUGACGGUUAUUUGUUUUGUAAGCUGUUUUACUAUUUAAUGGUUUUCAUGAAUGGCCUGGGACCUGACCCUCUGCCAGCGAAGGAGGCAGAGGGACCCCCCGUUCAAAUGGAACCAGUUGACCUUAGCUUACGUUCCCUACAAGGAUCUCAAUCAGCAAACUACAAACUAUUUGGAAGUAAACACAAUGAUGGAAAAGGUAGCACUUACAGUACAUAUUCACACAAUAGAGCUUGUGGAAAUAAUAAAAGCAGUAAAGGUGGUAAUAGCUGCAGCCCCAAUUACAACCAGGAUCGCUUCACCUCAUACACAACGAGUUCCUCCUCUUCCUUCACCACAUCAACUCAGCUACAGCAAUCCACUCGACAGUAUUUAUCACCAUUUUCCUCAGCGGUUUCUAAAUUUCCCAUCCCCCCGCUUCUAACAUCAUCAACAUUCUUCUUACCAUAUCGGCGCAUGAAGGAGGAGGUUAGCAGUAAAACUAGCACAUUAUCAAAUAACAGCAAUAUCAGUAUAAAUAGUGGCAAUUUCAACCAAAGCUUUAAUCAAGCAUCUUCUCAACCUCACCGAAAUACUGGCAACAUGAUUACACAUUCCUUCACAUCCUCCACACUGUCAUCCACAGCUGAAACGCCAUUUUGCAAUCCAGCUGUCGCAGCAGCUCAACGGAACUUAAUACAAGACUACGAUCGGAAAUUCAGUUUCCUAAGCCUUUUCAAAAAUUCAUAUAAACACUCAACGGAUCGUGGAUCUUCAUCAUUCAGCUCGAGAAUUUGGAAUUCCAACGAUACGAUAUUGCCUUCGGCUCCGUCAAAUAUUUCGUCAUCGUACAGUAAAAUGACUCAAACUUCUGCUAAUUCUAAUUCGAUAUCGCCAUGGAAGAUAAUGUCUUCAGCAACUCCAUCUAGUAGCAUGAAUCAAGCGCUUUCGCAUUCCAGCUUUCAAACACCCGCAAAUAAUGACGGUCGCAAAAAUGCAUUCAGCAGUAUAGUUUUGAGGGGAAGUGGCGGUAUGUUUGGACGUUGUGACGAGCCAAGCGGAAGUAUGAAUACAAUCGGCUUUAGUGAUCUCUCUAAGAAUCGAAAGGUGCACAAAUGUGACACGGAGGGUUGUGAUAAAGUGUACACAAAGAGUUCUCAUCUGAAGGCUCAUAAACGCACACAUACAGGUGAGAAGCCAUAUGUGUGUGACUGGGAGGGGUGCGUUUGGCGAUUUGCAAGAUCGGACGAGUUGACGCGUCAUUACCGGAAGCAUACCGGUGUGAAGCCUUUUCGCUGCCAGCUCUGCACACGCUCGUUCAGCCGUUCCGAUCACUUAUCCCUGCAUGUGCGCAGACAUUGAACUCCAAGCAAACAAACUUAAACAAACAAA